Nannizzia gypsea CBS 118893 is the source of this 186-nucleotide messenger RNA. RefSeq lists its product as hypothetical. The record is from RefSeq and is a predicted model, not a curated record. NCBI's taxonomy places the organism in Eukaryota, Fungi, Ascomycota, Eurotiomycetes, Onygenales, Arthrodermataceae. The coding region runs from base 1 to 186 and encodes 61 amino acids. The transcript is spliced from 2 exons.
AUGGCCUGGUUGAUAACUCAGUGUAGAGGCAAAUGGAAAGCAAAGGCAACAAGCGUCUCUGUCUCUCCAUCAUCUGCAAGGCAAGGCACCUCCCAGGCUGCGGCAAACCAAACCUCCUUCAAGAUAUUGUUCCGCCAUCAACACAGGGCCAAACUCAGCAAGCACCGAACCGUGGCACAGGCCUAG